CGUAGGCUUCUUCACAGUAACGCAAUUAAAACUAUUGAAAGCAAGGCUUUUGACGGACUUGCACUGGAGCAGUUGUGAGUAAAUUAACGAAUAGACUAGUUCCCUUUAGAGCUCUGAAAAGGAGAUAAAUAUCAUGAGCUGAACGUUUUCUUGUCUCUUCGGUCUAUGUUAGAAGAAAAAACAAACAUAUUUUAAAAAACCGCGCUGAUAUCGGAAGCUUUUACAAUGUCUAUCAAAUCGUUUCUUGUGUAAUGAGGAGAUAUUUUAUUUUCAGAACCAUCUUUGAUAAUCCUUUCAACUCGUUACCAGAUGGAAUUUUUGACAAAAUGACAAACCACACCAAAGUGUAAGUCAAGCCGUAUGGCUUAAACAGACAUCGUCUAAUAUUUUACUGGAAAUUGAAGUUAGUCGUAGACUCCUAGAUUAUGGGCACUUUAAGAUAUACUUUAUAUAUUCUCCGGCUAACCUGGAAACUUCGUACUGCUAAUUAAAUUCCAUAAGUUAUCAUAAUAAUUUCCAAAAGCGUUUUCAAACACACCUAAGAACACGAGACAAAAUGACGUAUAUUUACGAAAAGACGAGAGCACCCUUAACGUAGAAACAAACCUAUUAGUAUUAUCAUCAUCUUCAUCAUUCUUAUUAUCUUCGUCGUCGUUGACAUCUUCAUCAUUAUCGUUGCAGUUGUUGUGUUGUAGCUUUAUUGGUGUAGCCUAUCUAGAGUCGGUUUUCGUACCCUCAGUAGUUUUCACUUCCGAGUAAUUUGAGGGGAGGAGGGAAAUUAUCGGGUGAUGGUCUGUUAACUAAUCCGAGAGAAGAAGCAAAACCUCAAGUCACUCAAAGUUAUUGAAACCUGAGUUUGUUUUGGCGACGUGGGCCUUUUGACUAAUUACUAGUUACCACCAUUCUCAUAAUGAUCACAUUGUCUUUUACAUCCAAUCAGUUUCGAUUCAGGUCACUGACAUGUUUGUUUACAGGUCACUGACGUGUAAAAAUCUUCGCCAGCUGCCUCGGGGAAAAUAUGUGUCACAAAUGUAAGUAAGCCUAAACUUUUUUAUACACCCUACAGAAUCAGCUUCGACAUUUUCCAUUGAUGGACAUCUGCACUAUCGAUUAAGUAGCUUCUUUGACUUAAGAAAUUUAAUAUGUGUAGUUAUUAAAAGUUAGCCGUAGUAUAAGAAUAAAGGCUUUCUUAGUCUAGUCAUGAUACAUUGAAGGUCUUGAAAAUAGCUGAAGCGUUGUCUCUAAAAGACAACGUCGUCCAGUGCAAAUUCCCUGCCGGCUUCUGUUGCACCAAAAUUUCCAUGAAUCUUAACCGUUUUCAUAUUAUUUUCAUGAGGGUUUUAGUUUGAUUUCAAUAUUUUUGGGGAUUGCUCACUAGGCUGAAUUCAUCAGUGCGCACCUCGAAAGUGAGGCUGGUGGGGGGGGGGGGGGAAAUCGAAUCUGACUACGUAAACAUGCGUGGGGCCUUUUGAUUGGUAUGCAGCCUUGGUACCUGAGCUCAUAUGACAUGAAUCAAAAAUAUGGUAAAUGCGGGAAUUUUCUGAAGCAUACAUUUCGUACAGCGGUUUUAACUAUUUGCAUUUACUGGAUAUGAUCUCAAGGUUAGAGCAAAUUUGGUCCUGCCCUUCACUGGGUUUAAACCAUUUUCAAAUCCAAUGCUAGGUUACGGGUUAAUUGUGAUCUCAUUUCCAGGUCUCUUUUGGGGAAACUCAAAAUGUUUUUUCCACGCGAGUUUUUGAUUUAUUGUUAUUAUCCAAUCUUCAGUGAGUGUGCUCCCUCGACAUCUCUGUAUCUCAUCUUGGACAACGACCUUAGUAACUUCAGAUCUGGCUUUUCGCACUCAGGUUUUGUGUGCCACGACUGUACAACCCAACAUAGUUUUACACCUAAGUGUAAUAACUGCAGUCUCUGUCCAGUUGGUACCUACAUGUAUACUGAUGAAAAUCGCUGUCUAGAGUGUCCUGCAGGUAAUGAGAAUGAAAACCUAUUUCAUCGUUAAUUUAAAAAAUUAUAUAAACAGUAACAUAUAAGCGCCGUUUCUUCAAAGUAUCCAACAGCGCUUUAUAUCAUAAUACUGAAAGUUAUUUGAUAAAAUAAUAAACAAUAGGAUAUCAAUUAAAAAUGUAUUUCAAGGAAAGGUCUAAGCCACAUAAUUGAACUUUAUGAUAUGUCAAAUAUAAAUUCGUUUAAAAAGAAGAGCCUUAGGCUUAAAUUUAAACGGGAUCAACGACUUGAACCUCCUCAUAACCACUGGAGGAAAAAUCCAUAAUACUGGUGCAUUAUAUGAAUAAAGCUCUUUGACCAAACAACCGAAGACUGUAUUUUAGUGUUACGAGUAAAAUCUACAAGAGGAUGGCAAGGUUCUUAACGUUCCUGUGAGUAAAUAGGAGCCAUAUCAUUUGACGAUUUGAAAGUUAAAAGUAGAGUUUUAUAAUCACUCUGCUCGGCCACUGGUAGCAGGUGUAUCUUUCUCAACUUUCUCAAUAUGAUAACCAAAAGUAAACAACAAAAAAUAAUUUAAUGGUUGCGCAAACCAUAACAUUUAUAAAAAUGCUUCCAUUCUGUAAUUGUAUUUAAUGAUUGAAUCCCUCUUUGUUUUAUAAUAUGAUAUCUUCACAGGUGGCUUUUAUCAGGAUGAAAUGGGACAAAUUGAAUAUAAGAGAUGCAGUAAUGGUACAUUUGUUUCGGAAGAGCAAAGUCCUGGAACCAAAGCUGCCGACUGCGUAGCCUGUCCAUAUGGUAAGUGUAGUGUUCGCUUUCGGCAAAUUGCAAUUUUCUUCGAUUAAGAUACGCUUUGGGUGACACUGAGUUUUAAUAGAAGGACUGUCUCUAAUUGUAGUUUUUGUUGUUGCUAUUUAUUUUAGGCGAAAUGCAAAGAUAUCUUAUUUUAAAAAAGUAUCCAUUUACUUCGCCAGUGAAAUCUUAUUUUUUGAUUGACUCGGAGAAGAAACGAAAUGAAUCCCUGGAAAAGCCUUUUUAUGAAUGCUUUAUUAUCAUUGCUAAGAAAGGAAAUAUUUCUUCCCAGGUACGAUCUCCAACGAUACCGCUGAAUAUCGUGCAUGCAGAUGCCUACACAGCUUCUAUCGGUUGGAUCGUUUUGGUCCGUGCACAGCAUGUCCGCCAAACGGUUUUGUUUGUGAGAAAGAUACAGCAAUACUUGCUCCUAACUACUUCUGGAAAUGGACAGACCAGUCUGAAAAAGAACAUUUCAAGGAUUUUGUUAACAAUAUUCAUUCUUUUGGACCACACUACAACAAGUCAUAUUCCACGUUCGAUACUUCACUUCCGAAGCCACUGAAAUGUCCCCAUGCGAAGUCCUGCAAGGGUGGAAUUGAUUCAGAAUGCCAUCAAGGAUAUCAAGGGACUUUGUGUGCAACCUGCUCUGAAAGCUUCUAUUUUCGCUUCAACUCUUGUUUGAAAUGUCCCCGGUUAGCUGUAACAAUAAUCUCGUCCAUCUUGGUAAUUGUUCUUUUUGUUGCUGUGUUUCUGAUGGUUCUUUGGGGUGACUCUAAACGUGCAGACAAUAACCGGACAGUUGCAGAUGUCAUCAUGUCGUGCUUUAAGAUUGUGAUUGGUUUUUACCAAGUCAUUGCCGGUAUUUUCUCGGCAUUGGCGAAAGUCCAAUGGCCAGUCGCUUUGAUCUCAACGGAGAAGGUUCUAAAAGUAUUUGAAGGGAACAUUUUGCAGUUCGCCCCUCUUAGCUGCAUUCAUUCUUCUCUUCGGCUUGAUCAGCUUGGAAAGUUCACGAUGAUUGUUGUCAUGAAUGUCUCACUCGUUGGCCUGAUUUUCUUGUAUUUAUUUCUUAAAAAGCGCCACAUCGUGAAUAAGGAGGACCUUGGCGAAGACCUGAAAGUUAUGGAAGUUGAGAGUCUGAAGAAAUCUUGCUAUCGGAACAUUUUCCUAUUGUUGUUAACGACCUACCCCACGACGAGCAAAUCCAUCAUUCAGAUUCUUCCUCUUCCUGGUGCCUGUGUAGAGACUUGUUUCACUGACGACAAGAACGACUGCAUUUUCCUGCUGAGAGCUGACCACUCCAUCCAGUGCUUUACUCAUCGCCACAAUUUGUAUUGGCUCGUGGCGUCUAUUUUGGCAUUAUAUCCCGUCGGAUUUCCACUUUUGGUUCUGUUUCUCAGUCACAAGUAUCGCGAGUCCCAGGAAAACGAAGGAAUUUCUUUCGGACUCAGAGUGUUCCUUGAAAACUAUAAGAAGAAAUUUUGGUUUUGGGAAAUCACAGAGAUGUAUCGCAAGCUGAUUCUAAUCUCGUUGAUUUUUCUUUUUGGAUCAAAAAAUCUCUCUCAAAUCGGUCUUACAGUUCUGACAGUUAGUGUCUUUGGAGUUAUCUACACCUUAUUCCGACCAAUCAAGAAUAAGUUUGAAGACCGCUUGCAAACGUUUGUUCUUUGGAUCAUUUUCUUUGACGUUUGUCUUGGUGCAGUUUACACAAACUGGGAUGAGAGUCAAGGCGAGGGCAAGAACGACUCCAUCUUUGUAAACGUCCUGUUCGUGGUCCUCAACGCCUCUGUACUGUUGCUUGCCAUUGGUAAGUCAACAUGCUGCUUUGUUUUCGGUAUUGAAUGUGUAUUUUACUCAUUUGCCAAAUAAAUGAAGGAACGGUAGCUUGGAAUGUGGGGGUUUUCUCAAUCCCUCAGCUUUUUCGUUUUAACCGCAAUGAAAGUAUUAUGAUAAAAUCAUAAAGUAAACAUAUUCAGGUUAUUUAGGGUAUUCGACUCUCUAUAACACUGGCUCACACAAUUGUAACCUUAAAACAUAUCGCGAUGUUUGGUCAAUUCUUCUCGCAGCUUAACUUUUCCUGUAAGUGGAACUUUUAGACCUUAUAAUCCUGACAGCUGAGUUAUUUUCUCUAUUCAUGUCUCGUAGUGUUCCAACAUUAGAGUAUUGGUAGAAGACAGAAAACUUUGAGGUACAAAUAGAAUAUAAUGAAUAGUGAAAUCUUAGAAAGAAAUCCAAACCGCUGUGCUAACGAAAUGUCAACACUCAUUCUCAAAACGCCUCUUAGCGAGAGCGAAAACAAAGACAAAUUUCAGAAAAAAAGGGACACCUUACCGUUUUAAACGCUUUCGUGUAAAAUUUGAAUUACAUGUUUAAAUGAUGAAAUCCGUCUCUUUUUUCUACUUUGCAGGAAAAGGAAUUCUACAUGUGAAGUCCAUUUGGAAGUACAUUACCUUCAACCCGAUCCGAUGUUUCAUUUUCCUUAGCAAAGGAGUAUCACGUCUCAAAAAUAGAGUAGUCAGAAAAACAGGAACAUCCGAUGAAUUUUCACACUUAAUUGAAGAAAGCAACUGA
Molecule: messenger RNA, 5304 nt
Organism: Pocillopora meandrina
Lineage: Eukaryota; Metazoa; Cnidaria; Anthozoa; Scleractinia; Pocilloporidae
Source: the annotation of a GenBank genome assembly